UUAUGCAUGUGGAGCGUACAAAAGGACCCUCGAGACAGAUUGUCAGCUCUGGACCUUCUGAGUCACCCAUUCAUCAAGAAGUUUGAAGAUAAGGACAUUGACCUAGGGAUUCUGUUAGCAGAAGCAACAAAAGCACAAUUUUCAUGUGAUUACAGUGAUCACCUUGCUCUUGUCCGAGCUUAUGAGGGCUGGAAAGAAGCUGAAAGAGACGUAGCUGGAUAUGAAUACUGCUAGAAGAAUUUUCUUUCUGCUCAGUCAAUAAAAGCUAUUGAUCCUCUGCGAAGGGAGUUCUACUCUUCACUUAAGGAAUAUGUUUUAAAUUUUAAUGCUAGAUGGAUGUGA
Molecule: messenger RNA, 342 nt
Organism: Camellia sinensis
Lineage: Eukaryota; Viridiplantae; Streptophyta; Magnoliopsida; Ericales; Theaceae
Source: RefSeq, a predicted model, not a curated record